Messenger RNA from Saccharomycodes ludwigii, 5712 nucleotides. It is a transcript of the gene YSP2, whose product is annotated as Ysp2p. The record is from RefSeq and is a predicted model, not a curated record. Gene Ontology annotation, molecular function: sterol binding; sterol transfer activity. The transcript has a single exon. Gene Ontology annotation, cellular component: cortical endoplasmic reticulum; endoplasmic reticulum membrane; mitochondrion. NCBI's taxonomy places the organism in Eukaryota, Fungi, Ascomycota, Saccharomycetes, Saccharomycodales, Saccharomycodaceae. Gene Ontology annotation, biological process: intracellular sterol transport. The coding region runs from base 1 to 5712 and encodes 1903 amino acids.
AUGAAACUAAAAAAAAUAGGCCAUCUACAUUUAAAGCAUCACAACAAUAAUGCUGAUUCCAAACACGAAUUGAACAAAAAGUAUAAAGAAGAACAUGAAAAUCCUCGGAUAUUAAUAAAUGAUAAAGCAAAAAAUAAUAUAAACAGCUUAUCAAAUAUGCACCCAUCUACUGCUAAUACCAACAGCAACAAGGAUACCAGCCGAAUAGAUUCAGUCUCCAUAGGCAGAAAAUCCUCGGAUUAUAGAGGGAGAUUAAGUGUAACCCACAAAAGGAAUAGGAAACUUACAACAAAUAGUGCGUCAACUACUACAGGUUUAAAUAAUAGAAGUGUUUCAACUAAUAAAGAUAGAAUUCCUACUCCUGAACUUAAACCUAUUUUAAAAAAGAAUAAGGUAACCACUAAUAACACUUUUAAUCAUACCCACGAUUCUCAAUCAUCGACAGCUGAUACUCCAAACACAAAUGCUAGCGGCUUGAAAAGAGUUUCUUCAAAACAAAGUUUGAAAAAAAAAUUGAAAAACAAAGCCAAGGAAAAAUUGGACAAAAUAAAUAACAGUAAUGGUAAUGUCACUAGCAGUAAUUUCAGUGAUUCAAGAGUUCCUUCAUCUGCCAAUACUACAAAUACUACCAGACAAAAUACUAAUACAGAGAGAUCAUCUGCUUCUACCCACCAGCCUAGUACCACUAAUACUCCAAAGAAUAACGAUAACAUUUCAAAUAUUAAUACAAAUAUAGAUACUGCUACAAAUGACAACAAUGAUGAAGAUGAACAUGGGUUUAUAUCUUCCUUUAUUACUGCGGCUCACUCAGCAGCUACUCAUUUACUACCUAAAUUUCCUAGCGAAGGUGAAGAAGGUGAUGGUACUGAUUACGAUGACGAUGACGAUUUUAAUUAUGACGAUUAUAAUUAUGCUAACGAUGCGGUAGAAGAUUAUGAUUAUGUUAAUGAUGAUGACGACUAUGAAGAUUAUGAAGAGGAAAACGAGGGUUAUACAAGUAAUAGAAACAACAAUAAGCUGCAUCACUAUCGUAAGACUUCUCCAAAUUUAAGACAUAUUUAUGGAACCAAGAUUAAUGGUGGAAAUAUACCAAGUGCCACUGGAUCUGUGAACGCCCUUACCAGUUCUUCUCAUAAUCGUGUUAAUUCUGACCACGCAUCUAAUACUUUAAACACUACAAACACUAAUUCUGCCAAUAAUAACAACAAUAAUAAUAGUAACAACAAUGUACCAACAAGGCAUGACUCUUUUUUACAAAAUCUGGAUUUUUUAUUAUCAUCGCAAACCAAUCUGGGAACUUCGCAGAAUUCUGCAUCUGGUGUCCAUACUAAUAUUUCGAGUACUAAUACUUAUAGUAGCGACAGUAGCAAUUCCAACAGUACUCCAAGAAAGAACACUCUGUCAGAUGUUGCGGUCCAUGAUUUGCAUCUUUUGGAAAGAUCAAUAUCCAGGGGUUUACAUAGGCAUCAUAACUCAACAAUUAAAAGGAAGAAAAAUGCUAAUGGAAAUCGGAAUAGCAAAAGUAUGAAUGACCUGAGCAAACCAUUAAGGCAUAGCUGGCAUAAUGAGAACAAUACCACCACUAGUAAUAAUAAUAAUAAUACUACUACUACUACUAGUAAUCAAUUAAUGGUACCUUGUGUUAAUAAUAGCAAUAACACUGCCAGUAAAAAUAACAAUAAAAUUAAUAAUAACAACAAGAGCAACACUAAUGUGAACGGGUUGAUUUUGAACCCUGAAGUUCUAGAAGCACCUAGUUUAUUAGUUAAAACAGAUGAAGACCAUGGCAACAUUAAUGCCGAAGAAAAUUCCUCUGUUUCCACUGGAUUUAUAGAUGAUGGUAAUGGUGAUCAUGCGAAUAAAAAAACAACUUAUGGUUCUAUUAACAACAAUGAUUAUAUACCUUGUACCACUAGCACUACUCCUGAGGACAGUAGUGAUUUUGCAAUGAAAAGGGCUGAAACUAAUACCAGUUCUAUUGAUAAAAUUCAAUUUAAACCAGUCAAACACCAAAACAAUAUAUCCACCAUGGGUGACGGGAAUUUGACCUUAGAUGCCUUGGGCAUGCCACCUUCAGCAUCUUCCUUAGUUUUAAAUACCACUAUCACCAAUAAUAACAACAAUAAAAAUCAUAUAAACGCUGCAGCCCUAAAAGAGCAACCAGGGGAACAAGUUAAUCAAAGCGAUUAUAUUAACAACCAUGUGUAUGAUGAUGACGAUCAAGCACUGGAAUUUGCCACGGGAAACCACCUUACCAAUGAUAAUACUCAUAAACUUGCAAACAAAAAUAGUGUACUCAGCAAGAAAUCGUCUCAUGAAAAAUUGAGCAAUAGUGAACCUGACGACAAACGCUCAUUUCCUACUAACUUUGAUCUGGACGGCAAAACUAAUAAUAAAGUCACUAUAGCUCGUUCCCCAAGUUCUUUAAGUGUUGAUUCUUUGCAUUUCAAUAGACAUGUUGUUCCUGUUAUCAACAAGAGAGCUAAUAACACCCCUAGGAAAAGGAACAAAACCAUUUCUGUGGCUCCCACUUCAAAUGGUGCGAGUGACGAAUUUGAUUUUGAAAAAAAUGAUCACCACCAACAGCAACAAAAAUUGCGAUUCAAAAUAAUCCCACCCUCUGAAGAUGACCUGACAGAUGUAACAAAAGUCGCUAACGGUAAUCAUGACAAUGAGCUCUCAGAACAAAAAAGACUCGGUAGAAGUGCCACUAUUUCACAUAAUAUUAGAAAUUUACCGGCACCAUUGUCUCCAAUGACAGCUGCUAAUGCUACUGCAACUGCCGUUGGUCUACCAUUAAAAUUAAUUCCUAAUGCAAAAUCAACUAUUAGGAACUCCUUUAGCAGGAAAAGAGCGGAUACCAUUUCUUCAAGAUUAUCUAAUAGCGAACUAGAACAUGAUAAGGAUAAUUUGAACACCAACCUUUAUUAUGGGUAUAGUAAAAGUGAUGAUAAUUUGGCUAGCGGCGGCCAUUUUAAUAAUGAUAGAUACAGUUUUGACGAUUAUUCUACCAACACCUCACAGUACCCAACAUUUGAGGCGCCAGUUGCACCUGAAAAAAAGAAUAGAGAUUUCCACAAUUUAUUUUUAUCUAUACCUCGUGAUGAAAAGUUACUAGCCGACUAUAGUUGUGCUGUUUCGAAGGAUAUUUUGAUACAGGGGAAGAUGUAUGUUGGAGAAAAUCACAUUUGUUUUAAAGCUAACAUUCUAGGUUGGGUUACUUCUAUUAUUAUUCCGUUUAAAGAAAUUGUUCAGUUGGAGAAAAAAAUGACAGCUGGUGUUUUCCCCAAUGGUAUUGUUAUUCAAACGUUACAUGCUAAAUACGUGUUUGCUUCUUUUAUUAAUAGGGAUGCUGCUUUUGAAUUCAUAACCAAUGUUUGGAAUACAAUUAUUUUGAAAGGUGUUUUUAAGGGCAAGCUUUCUAAAGGUGAUGGAAGUGGGGUUAUUGCUUCCAAUGCCGAGUUACACAUUCCUAAUGGCCAUAGAGAUUCUGUGAAUUUAAGUGAUGAUAUCGCUGAGAAUGAUUCUAUUAUCAACGCUGACCGUUAUGAAAGUGAUGAUGAUGAUGAUGAUGAUGAUGAUGAUGAUGAUGACGAGGAUAUUGAUGAUUCUGAAAUGACUAGCAGCGAUGAAUACGAACAAGAAGAGCAGGGUGAUGCUGAUGAUAAUAAAGCCAAAACGAGUAGUAUAUCAAUAUUAGGACCUUCUAAACACGAACCUACGAAGCCCGGAUAUGUUAAAGAACCUAAUGAUCAUUUAAUUAGUGAGGCUGUAAUUAAGGCUCCGUUAGGACAAGUUUAUAAUAUUUUAUUUGGUGAUAAUAUAGUUUAUGUUAAAAGAAUUCUUCAAGCUCAGCACAACUAUAAUAUCUCGAAAAUUCCAAAAUAUGAAAGUAAUGUCAACACAAGAGAAUUUUCGUAUACAAAACCAAUUACUGGUUCUAUUGGCCCCCAUAAGACAAGUUGCUUAAUAAAAGAGGUUGUUUGCCACAAGGAUUUUGAAACUUAUUGUCAAAUUGAUCAAAUAUCUAAGACACCCGAUAUUCCCUCUGGCAAUUCGUUUUCUGUCAAGACCAAGUUUUUUCUAUCCUGGGCUGCAAACAAUCAAACACAGCUUUUAGUUGUUUGUUCCGUGGAUUGGACUAAGAAAAGUUGGAUUAAAAGUGCAGUUGAAAAGGGUUCUUACGAUGGUGUUGGUGCCAGUACUAAAAUAUUGAUUGCUGAAGUCAAUAAGAUUUUAAAGGUGUCAAAGACUUCAGCAGGGAACAACAAAGCGGAUGAUAUGGAUGAGGUUGUUGAAGAUUCUGCUUCUUCAAGUAGCGGAUACAGUGACGAUGAUGAGGAAGAAGAGGAUGAGGAAGAGGAGGAAGUUGUUCUGGAUUUACCUACUGAUGGCCCACUAGUUCAUGAGCCCACCACUUUUAAAUAUACUGGGGAUAGUAGUUUUACUGUUGUUUGUAAAGACGCUAUAAUUAAUGCUCCAUUAGGUACCGUUUUACAAUUAAUGUAUGGUAACGAUACUUCUUAUAUUCAUGGAAUUAUUGCAAAGCAGAAAAAUUUUGCUAUCUCUGUCAUUCCUAAAUUUGAAAAUGGUACAAGAACCUAUGACUAUAUUAAACCAUUGGGUGGCCCUGUAGGUCCAAAACAAACACAAUGUAUUGUUACUGAAACAUUUGCCCAUAAGGAUUUAGAUGAUUAUGUUAUAGUGAAUGAAGUGACUAAAACACCAGGUAUCCCAAGUGGGGGUUCAUUUUACAUUGAUUCAAAGUUUUUUUAUUGUUGGGCACCACAUAAUAGAACCAAACUUUUCAGUGUCACCAGAGUUGUCUGGACGGGUAAAAGUUGGAUUAAAGGCUUAGUAGAGAGGGGGUGUGUUGAUGGCCAGAAGGAAUCUUUGGAAUUUUUAGUUAACGAGCUAAAUAGUAUUAUUAGAAAGCAUACGACCGUUAAGAUAAGAAAAUCUAAAAGUAUUACUAGACACAAGAACCGUAACAACAAAAAAGGUAGCAAGAAAGGUGGUAAAAAUAGUAAAAAUAAAACAUCUAAGAAAUCUAGUAAUUCCAAAGGAAAGGGAAAAAUGUCUAGAUCCAAUAACAAUGACAAAAGGAGUAAGAAUGGUAGUAACCCUUCUUCAUCUAACUUCGACUCAAAUGACAAAAACUUGGCUUCGGAUGAUUUUGAUGAUUCCGCUGUUUUUGUCAAUCCCACCAUUACAACCUCUUCUGCUGGUGAUUUUUUUACUGAUAUAAUUGAUUUUUUCAAUGAUAUGACUUCUUCGAUUCCAAAAUUGAUUUUCACCUGUGUUUCCAUGAUUCUACUUAUCUCAUUUAUGUUUCGUUUAGUGAGGGGAACUAUAUUUGGGUUUUCAUCUUCCUCUUCGUCUUCUGGUAAUGUGAAGGUAUUGGGUGGAAAUACUAUGCUAAUUAAUGGCAUGGAAUAUAGUUACAUCCCAACAUUAAACACGUUAUACAAAGAGAUUGGUAGUAAAAAUAACGAUAUGUUUGAUGAACAAGAAGCUAAUGUAUGGAGCUGGAUUAAUGAGUAUACCAAUGAUAACGAAGAUGCCCAUAUGGAUGAUGAUUCAAAAGGGAAAUCUUUUAACAAAUACAAAUUAUCACAUCGGGAACAAGAUUUAGAGGAAUAUAUCAAGGCUACCGAGAAAGAGUUAAAUAAAUUGAAAUCGGACUUAGAAAUUAAAAAAGGAGAGAAUUGA